Scylla paramamosain (green mud crab) is the source of this 914-nucleotide messenger RNA. RefSeq lists its product as uncharacterized. The transcript has 3 exons. Lineage: Eukaryota; Metazoa; Arthropoda; Malacostraca; Decapoda; Portunidae. Gene Ontology annotation, biological process: regulation of DNA-templated transcription. The record is from RefSeq and is a predicted model, not a curated record. Gene Ontology annotation, molecular function: DNA binding. Bases 142 to 789 code for a protein of 215 amino acids.
GGCGGAGCGUCACGAGGGGGAGGACGACAUGAGGGGCACCAGAGUACCCUACGCUUCCUCCUACUGCAGGAAGGCCUUAUAGCACGCUGCUCGCACGCCACCGCCGCCCCUACAUUCUAGUCACUAUUUUUAAGUGAGAAAAUGCCAGUUCCGGUGUCCCCAGGUAAGCAAGAAUCUAGUCGCGAUGUUGACGGGGCGGCGGCAGGUGAAGAGGCCCACCACCCGCUUCCUCCUGGUGCUAACCCCACGCGAUACACGCAGCACGGGGAAGGCACGGCGGACCCCGACGUGGUAGCGGGUUACGAGGACUGCCUGGAGGAAACCUUGAGGUUCCUGGUGGAGGAAGAACAGCUACCAGGGGACCAUCCUGUGGUGCGGGGAUUGGUUACUCACCUCACUCGUCAACACGCCCACACUGAACUGGCCAAGCUCUCUCAGCAGGUGGCGGCCGUCCCCUCCCCCGUAACUCCGCAAAAUGCUGGUUUCCAGGUUACCCUGGUGCAAGAUGAAGACGACGAGGAGGCCUCAGAUGAGGACAUGGAGGACGACGAUCAGCUAGUGGACGUGGACGACCUGGAAGAGGAGGACGAGUCAGAAAGAGAAGUUAGUGAAGCCUUCAGACGGCAACUACUGCGGCUGGUGUAUCAAGGAUGUGACCUGUUUGCCACCCCACAGGCAGGUCAGCCUUGGUGGACCACCUGUGACCCGAGUCAGACACGUACCUACACUGCCAUACAGAACACGGGCAUUGCUUCUCUACAGGAGGGAAAAUGUGACGUGACAAUCUGAGGAAUGUAUUAUGCAUCUCACGCAGCUGGAAUGCGCCUCACCUUCCUUACUCAUCACGUCUACUAGCUCUUCACUCACUGUCAUUUCAUGAAGUGUUAUUAUACUUAAGGUAUUCAUUUACUCAU